AUGAAGUACCGAUCAUUCAUUGAGCUGCUUACUAACUUUUAUUCCAGUUUGCUUAACACCAACGUUGAUGGUAGAAUCAAGAUUAUGUACGCCUUGACCACUAUCCGUGGUGUCGGUCGUCGUUACUCCAACUUGGUCUGCAAGAUGGCCGAUGUUGAUCUCAGCAAGAGAGCUGGUGAAUUGACCCAGGAAGAGUUGGAGAGAAUUGUCACCAUCAUGCAAGAGCCAACCAAGUACAAGAUCCCAGCCUGGUUCUUGAACAGACAAAAGGACGUCGUUGACGGUAAGGACUACCACGUCUUGGCCAACAACUUGGAGUCCAAGCUCCGUGACGAUUUGGAGAGAUUGAAGAAGAUCAGAGCCCACCGUGGUCUCCGUCACAACUGGGGUUUGCGUGUUAGAGGUCAACACACCAAGACUACCGGUCGUCGUGGUAAGAGAAUCUAA
Kuraishia capsulata CBS 1993 is the source of this 447-nucleotide messenger RNA. RefSeq lists its product as uncharacterized. The coding region runs from base 1 to 447 and encodes 148 amino acids. The transcript has a single exon. Gene Ontology annotation, molecular function: structural constituent of ribosome; RNA binding. The record is from RefSeq and is a predicted model, not a curated record. Gene Ontology annotation, cellular component: cytosol; ribosome; small ribosomal subunit. Lineage: Eukaryota; Fungi; Ascomycota; Pichiomycetes; Pichiales; Pichiaceae. Gene Ontology annotation, biological process: translation.